AUGGUGGCCCAUUCUAGAAUUCUUCUCUCUAAGUGUUCCGAGUUCCGUAGAGAAGGUGAAUUUAUCGACGUACGUUUAAAAGUGGGUGAUACACUUUUCCCAGCUCACCGAGUUGUUCUUGCGUCGUAUAGCGAUUAUUUCCGCACCAUAUUUACUGAUGGGAAAGAAGCGAACCAGGAACUGAUCGAACUGAAAGAUGAAAGCAUUUCACCGGAGAUUUUCAAGAUCGUUAUGGACUCCAUCUACAGUGGUGACCUUCAUGUCAACCAGAAGAGCGUAUUUGAGGUUCUUCUCACAGCUAGUCAGCUUCAAAUCGCGAGUGUUGUUCAACUGUGUUGUGAUUUCCUAAAGAAGGAGUUCAUAGAAAAUGGAAUUGACCUGAAGAUAUACUCCGUGCUGUGUGCAGUCGCAGAAACACUCGGUCUGACAAAUCUGCAAGAGGCCGCAGAGGCCAAGAUGGCAUCCAUUUACAAAGAUGUUUGCGAAAGUAAAGAAUUCCUAACUCAUAUAAAUGCAGAUCAACUACACAGCCUUCUUGGUCGAGACGAUCUCAAUUCACCCUCUGAAGCUUUCGUCUUCAAAUCAGUGAUGAAGUGGAUCAAAUACAAAGGGGAAGAGAGGAUGCCAGUUGCUGGAAAAGUUAUCGGAGCUGUUCGUCUAGGGCUAGUAGACGUGAAGAUAGUGAUUGAAGAGUUGAAAACAGAAGAAAUGCAGCGAGUUCCCGAGGUAAACAUACAUCUGCAAGAAUCCAUGAUGCAUCACUGUAUGCCUUCACAUGAAUUUGCUGCAGGGAAAAUGAAACCAAGAUCAAUGUGUCCGGUAAGAAUUUAAUUCAAGUCCUUUUACAUUUGUCUGUUUAUGUAAAAAUUGCAUUAUUGUUCAUGGCAUACCCUGAUCACUCGACUAAGGAGAGCCCGGUUUCAUAGACUCUCAUGACGUUGACUUAGUCUCAUUAUUGUUGCCCAGUAUUUCCGAUUGUGUCGGUGUAGAAAAUGUGAAAUCUUUUCGGCCGUGAGCGUUAAUGUAAUGCAUGAAAGAUCUUCCCUUUCUAGGAGAAAUUGUUAGGUUACCUUAUUCAGAGUUUUAAUCGGUUCUUUGAGUUACACUCUCUUUAAACCGGCAAUUGGGUAAUGCAAUGAAGUCGCUCUGCCUACCACAUGAGUCCUGUGGAUGGAGACGAAAAACUUCUUAUUUAAAUUCGUAACACACCUUCUCCAUUGCAAAAUAUUACAACUAAAUUUAUCCAUUUGACGAUGAUUCUUAACAAUGACAGGGCUUUUAAGGUUUGCAAUGAACGGUCUUUUCUCUUGUGCAUGUAUUUUCAUGUGCCUCGCCGCUACCACAGUGGUUUGCGAUGAAUAAAUAUUACGCGCUUCCAUGCAUUUCCUUCCUAGAAAAACCGUUGGGGUCACAUUCUAGACGUUACCGACUAGGAUUUCUUUAAUCAAUAACUAUGGAUUCCAAGUUAACCGAUCAUGGAGCGAUCUUUUGCAAUGGAACACUGAAUUUUUAACAAUCAUAUCAUUUUUUCCCAGCUUUAACCAAAGCCUCGUCCAGCAUAAGGAUUUCGAUAUCACUUGCGUGCGUCAACGAGGUCAUUUUCAUUGCAAGUUUUUUUUUUAUUUGAGGUUCUCGUGGCCAUCCAUCCUACUCGAGAUUCAAAAAGAGGAACACUGGAAAAGGAGCGAAAGACCAGAGGCAAAAUAGAGGAGGAAAGAGGUAACGAAGACGCUUUGGCUCAAUAUUUUGAUGUUGACACCAAACUGUGGAAGCCUUUGGCAUCGGUUGAUCGGCUGGGUGAAAUAACUGAUGAAUGUCAUUCUGCAGAAUUGAUUGGAAAUUACCUGUAUGUAGUCACAGAGGCGCAACAGCGACAGGGGUGCCAUGAAUAUGUUGUAUACCGUUAUCACAUAUUAAAUAACACGUGGGAGAAACUUGCAAAGUUGAAUAUAAGGGAACGCAAAGACGAAUCGCGCAGCCCGGCUAAAAUCUGCGUAUGCUCAGUCAGUGAAUAUUUGUAUGUCAUAACUCAAUCAAAUCCUCCUCAAAGGUACGAUUUGAGCAAUAACGUUUGGCAAGCUGGGGAAGAGUUGAAUUUUCCCCGGCAUGAAGGAAUUUUCCAUUCUGUUGCGGCGACAGUCAUGAAUUGUAAAAUAUAUAUAAUUCAUGGUUGUAAAGAUCGUGAGAAUGUCACCAAACCAGCGGUAGUUCAUUGUUUUGACCCAGAGAAAAAUGAAUGGGAACGUAAAGCUUCGACCUGCCAUCCUCAUUUUGAGUCUAGUAUUUUUGUAGUCAAUAACAGACUAUGUGUGGCAGGGGGUUUCAAUUCAAGCAGUGGUUCUUUAUCUUCACUUUUGGGAUUGGGGGGCAGUCCACCUGUGGAAUUAUAUGACAAACGUAAGGACACCUGGUCUGUUGUGGAGCAGAAACUUAUCCCGCACAACAACUUAGGUGCGUUUAAAAUUGAAAGGAGGGUGUAUUUCUUGAUUAACAACUUUCCUAUUGAUAGUGGUAUUAGAAUUCCUCCUGAGGAAAAUUAUCCUGUCCACCUAGGUGAAUGGGAAAACUUAGCAAAAGUGAGUAAAAACGCAGUCUUGUGUUAUUUGCCUGUCAAGAAAGAAAACUUAAGAUAA
Messenger RNA from Pocillopora meandrina, 2633 nucleotides. Lineage: Eukaryota; Metazoa; Cnidaria; Anthozoa; Scleractinia; Pocilloporidae. The record is from the annotation of a GenBank genome assembly.